ACGAAGUGGUAAAAGUGCGUGCUGUUGUCGGUACGCACAGGUGAUUUUCAGUCUUGUUUCGCAUUCCGUCGGGUGAGAAAAUGGGAAAGCUUCAGGAGUUUAAGAUUGCCUUUGAGAAAAACAAAGAAGUGUACAGUCCGGGAGAGUCCAUCUCUGGAACCGUGACAGUAAAACUGGGCCAACCGCUGCAGUGUAAAGCUAUCAAAGUGAACUGCAAUGGUUUCUGCGGCAUCACCAAUAAGGUCAAUGACACAGCAUGGACGAUGGAAGAGCAGUACUUCAACAGCACGAUCUCAGUGGCAGACAAAGGUACCCUGAAAGAGGGAACGCACACAUUUCCCUUCAAGUUUCUCAUACCGGCCACUGCUCCAACAUCUUUUGAAGGCAACUAUGGAAGGAUCAUUUACAGAGUGAGGGCUUUUAUUGACACACCACGAUUUUCCAAGGACUACACCACAGAGAAAGCUUUCUUCCUGCUAAGCCUUCUGAACCUGAAUGAAGUGCCAGAUAUAUGGGGAACCUGCUCAUCUGCAGUGACUCAGCAGUUCACCUACAUGUUGAUGAAAACUGGCACAAUAGUCUUGAGGGCUCAGACGCACAUGAAGGGUUACACACCAGGAGAGAUCAUUCAGGUGACCGCCAACAUCCACAACCAAUCUGGGAAGAACACCGGCAACAUGGCAGCCAGUCUGAUGCAGAGAGUAACCUAUGAGACGAAGAAGCCGACCCAUGAUGUGAGAACAAUAGCGGAGGUGGAGGGAGGCGUGGUGAAAGCUGGCAAAGAGGUGGAGUGGAAGGAGCAGAUCAUUGUUCCUCCCCUGCCUCAGUCCUCCCUCGCUGGCUGUGAGCUUAUAAAGAUCGAAUAUUAUGUCAAAGUGUGUCUGAAGUCUCCUGACGUCAUGCUGACACUACCCAUCCACAUUGGGAACGUCUCAUUAGACAAAAAACAACGGCCUUCCAAAAAAGCAUCUUCUCCUUCCACUGAGGAUACGCCAGCCUCUGACUCAACACUAGAAACAUCCACUUCUGCCUCCUCACCCACCUUGCCCCCUCGUCCAGCCCCAAAACCUGCUCCUCGUCUUGCCCCUCGCUCUAGGGCAUCCUCCCGCAAUUCCCCCAGCGCUCCUCCAGCUGAGUACCACUCAGGAGCAGAGGGAGGGUCCUUGAUGAAUGAGGACUUCCAAAACAAGCGGCAAUCUCAGCUGGUGUCACCCAAUGCAUUUAGUUAUGCACCAGGCCUCUUUUUUCCUCAAAACCAGCAGCCAGUCGGACCAGCUGCAGCACCCAACGGGCCUGGAUUUAGUGGGUCCAUAGGGACCACAAGUCUUUACCCCUUGUUGAAUAGUACCACUUCAGUGGCAACACCGCAGAGCCUGCCUCCAGACUACAGCACUUCAGAUUAUCCAAAAGAGGCUCCUCCUCCUUACAAUGAGAGCUGCAACACAUGAGAUGGACAAAGAAGAAGAAACCAGGAUGACAAACGAUUAACUGAUAUUCAACAAAAUGUUGAGGUGAAGUUCAUGUAUAAAGUUGCCGCAUUUCUAAUAUAAGAGUCCUGCCAUUUUAAAAAGUUUAAAAAAAAAAGAAAAAGAAAAGAAAGAAAGACAUUCACAAUACACAUGAAACCUAGUGUAUCCUGGUGUAAUGAGGGGAUUUUUACUUUACGCUUUUAGAAAUCCUUUUUUUGAUAAAGUGAUCAAAAGUGGCCGCGCGGUGAACAAGUGUCUUCAGUUAUCAAAGGAGGAAUCCUUUCUGCAGCAUGUCACCAGUCCUUUUAAAAAAAACAGAUUUGAUAUGCUUUUAGCACAUUGAAUGAAAGGUGAGAGAAGCUAGAUUUUACUUGGUUGUACAAUAUUAAAGUUUUAAAUUGUGGGUUAUUAAAAAUAUCUUAAAUAGCAUCUGUGAUGUCAUGUUAGUUUUUUAUAAUAUAAUAUAAUAUAAUUGAAAACAAGUCCAGAAUUUAAUUAGCUUGAUGUCAUUCCAAAUUUAAACUGUAGGAUUUGAAAUGAAACAGAUGAUGUCGCCUUAUCUUCUUGAAAUGCUUUGUUUAGAAAGUGUUUUGUUUUGUUUUUGUUUUGAUAUGCUUUUAAUCAGUUUGCAGAUUUGUGAUGGUGUUAAACGAGCAAUGUUCCUUUUGUAAGCUGUCUACAUAUAGCUCUGUGAGGACAUGGUAUGGUGGAGUUUAGCCAGAUCUCCAUCUCUUAAGGCAUUUACUUUCAUGUCUUGUGCUGUAGGACAUAAAAGUAAAUGACCAAUGGGGUUGCGUAUUCCUUCUUUUUCACUACUGAAUGUAUGUCACCUGCAUUAUAUGUUGGUUCUGUAUGUGCCUUUUAGUUGUUCCACAAUAAGGCAGGUGUGACCUGAGGUUUUAUUUGGGCCUUCAUAAUGAAUAACACUUGAGAUUUGUCUUCAUAUUUCUUUGUUAAAUCACUUGAGCAUGCUGAAAGACCAUUUAUUUAUUGUUCCGACUUCCAACUACUGUUUGGAUUCUAAUAAACCUGUGAAACCCAUAAA
Messenger RNA from Oreochromis aureus, 2514 nucleotides. RefSeq names its product arrestin domain containing 1a (gene arrdc1a). The record is from RefSeq and is a predicted model, not a curated record. NCBI's taxonomy places the organism in Eukaryota, Metazoa, Chordata, Actinopteri, Cichliformes, Cichlidae. Gene Ontology annotation, biological process: protein transport. The transcript has 8 exons. Gene Ontology annotation, cellular component: cytoplasm. Gene Ontology annotation, molecular function: ubiquitin-like ligase-substrate adaptor activity; ubiquitin protein ligase binding. Bases 81 to 1448 code for a protein of 455 amino acids.